AUGCCAAAUAAGCAAAAAAUUAAAACUGGGUUUCACCUCAGGAAACGUGGCAUAGAAUGCGAAUGCCGACAGUCGUUAUCAGAGGUCAUGACUAGACAGACAGCAAUUGUGACUAAAGACCGCUCCCCUCGCCACGGUGCACCCCUGUAUUUGUUGGUGCCAUCCAG
Messenger RNA from Dovyalis caffra, 167 nucleotides. The record is from the annotation of a GenBank genome assembly. Lineage: Eukaryota; Viridiplantae; Streptophyta; Magnoliopsida; Malpighiales; Salicaceae.